Messenger RNA from Cladocopium goreaui, 783 nucleotides. NCBI's taxonomy places the organism in Eukaryota, Dinophyceae, Suessiales, Symbiodiniaceae. The record is from the annotation of a GenBank genome assembly.
AAGUCCUCCGCUGGAUGGGUGUCCGUGGUGCCAAGCCAAUGGCGGAGCCCGCGUUCGAAUCCGUGGUGCGGCUGUGGUGUGUUUCUGAUAUCCACACCGACAUCAAGGAGAAUCUUCAGUGGGUCAAGCGACUCUCGGACACAGAAUACCUCAAUGAUGCGUUGAUUGUGGCAGGAGACGUCUCGGAUUCGAUGGACACGUUGGAACUUACGCUCGCGACACUCAAAAGGAAGUAUGCGGACGUGUUCUUCGUCCCGGGUAAUCAUGACUUGUGGACUGAUGAUGUGGACUCCAUUUCCAAACUUCAUCAGAUCGUGGCCCUCUGCCAACGUUUGCAGAUCCACACGGCUGCCAGAAGAAUUGGCACGGAGAAACAGGGCUGCUGGGUGUGUCCCAUCCUGUCGUGGCAUCAUCAAAGUUGGGAUCCGGAACCUGACCUGCAAGGUUGGGAUCUUCCUUCGGAGCCCGCACAGUGCAUGGUGGAUUUUGAGCGCUGUCGCUUUCCACCAGGUGUCUCCAUGUUUGAUGAGUCAGCCGCACGGAAAGUGGACACCUUGAACGAUCGUUUGGAGGUUUUGGCACCAUUGGCAGAUCGCAAAGACGAUGAGCCUUUGGUCACGUUCUCUCACUUUUUGCCUUACAUUGAUCUCCUCUUGGAGAAACGUUUCUUGAUGAUUCCCUGCUUGGCGAAGGCCUCCGGCUCCGACUUUUUGCAGAAACGCCUGGAGAGCCUGAAACCAGCCGUGCACAUCUUUGGUCACACACACUUUGGUUGGGAUACAG